Messenger RNA from Dendronephthya gigantea, 1513 nucleotides. RefSeq names its product serotransferrin-like. Gene Ontology annotation, biological process: iron ion transport. NCBI's taxonomy places the organism in Eukaryota, Metazoa, Cnidaria, Anthozoa, Malacalcyonacea, Nephtheidae. Bases 155 to 1222 code for a protein of 355 amino acids. The transcript has 5 exons. Gene Ontology annotation, cellular component: early endosome; recycling endosome; plasma membrane. The record is from RefSeq and is a predicted model, not a curated record.
UUGCUCGUCAUUAUAACUGCUUGAUUGCAUUCAGCCAAUCACGACGCUCCAUAUUGUAUGGUAAAUAGUAAAAAGACGCUGGAAAGCAGCACAACUCCCACAGUGCCAGUACCACAACACCUCUACAUUCGAAGACGAACCUAGGAGAAAUAAAAUGAACUCUCUUUUUGUUGCUUGUCUUUCGUUCUUCUUCGUAUCUUUUGCAGUGGCUGCUGAUAGACGACCAACAUUUUGUACUGAUGAUGUUUCAAAAUGUCAGAAAGUUGCACCAAGCAAGGUGAAUAUUACCUGCGUGGCCCCUAAAACAGGUUCAAGCUGUAUAAAAGACGUCAUGAACGGCGAUGCUGAUUUUACGCUCGCCACUGCAAACAAUAUGGUCGACAAUUCGGGCAGUCUAACGAUAAUCCAAAGUCUAAAGUUCAAAAACAUAGAGAAUUACGUGCAAUAUUAUGGCCUGGCCGUCGUUAAGAAAGGAACGACUUUCAACUUCACGCAAUUGAAGGGUGAAAAUUCGUGUCACACUGGAGUUGGAAAAACUGUGGGAUGGGUAAUUCCUGUUGGCUAUCUUCUGUACACGAAAGAAAUGACGUACACCGAUAAUCAAUACAAAUCCGUCGCAGACUUCUUUGGAAAAAGUUGCGCCCCAGGCAUUGGUGGAAUCAGUAAAGCAAGUCAGGCGGUGAAAGACGAACUCUGCAGUUUGUGUACAGGAAAUUGUACAACGGAUGGUCCGUUCGCCGGAUACGAGGGUGCAUUCAAAUGUAUGGCUGAUGGAAAUAAAGAUCGAGUUGGCUUCGUUAAACAGGAUACAGCCGGCAAAGUCCUCGGUUCAGGAUCUGGACCGUAUGGCAAUAUGGCCGAUUAUAGACUCUUGUGCACGGAUGGGACUUCACAAACUCUUGACAAGUACAAGGACUGUAACAUUGGCACCAGACCUGCAAGCGCUCUUGUUACAGGUAAAGGGAAUUCCGUGGGGACGAUUAACGCAAUUAGGAGCAUUUUGCAAAACGCCAACACCACCGAUUUGAUAAAUGGUGGCAUCGUCGAUUCAAAAACUGAAGAUCUGGUCGACUACUCGGGAACUGUGGAGAAGUACGUUGAGCCAUAUGCUAAAUACAAAAAUGCUUUGGUUAUGAAUGUUCCAGAUUCUGCUGCAUCGUCCAUUCUUGCCACUUUUGCCUUGCAAUUUGUUGCCAUUCUUGCAUUUGCAUUCCAAAGUUAGGUUAUCGUGCCCGACUAGCAAUAAAAUAUUUCGUAUUUCUGAAUCCUGAAACUUGGCAUUUUCAGCAGAAACUUUAAACUUGACUAAUUAGCUAAUAUUAAAGGGUAGAUUUACUUUUAAGCGUGUACGUAAUUCUAAAACAUUUGCCACAGAUGGAGUUGUCUAUGUUAUUUUUUGAAACUAAACUGCUGUACCGUACUAUAUAUAGUGUGAUCAGCUACAUGCUUGGUUUCAAAAUCUAUACCACAAUUUCGUAUUUCUAUAUACUUAAUUUGAUUUGAACAAUAAAAU